GUUGCGAUAAAGAGAGAGAGAGGGACAGAGAGCGAGAGAGAGAGAGAGAGGGGGGGAGAGAGAGAUCUGCGCGCUGUACUAGCCAGUAAGACUCAAAGCACGCACGGCGCGCUUUCUAUCUGGAAACUUUCAAAAAGGAUUCGUUAUAAACUCAUCACCUUCAUGUCGGCACUGCUGAAUAUUUCCUCACCGAUGCUAUGGUUACCUUUAUUACGAUCUUACAGGUGAAUCUAGUGAUGUCCAUCUUGCUGUACGUGAUGUUCCUCGCGUACCUCUAUGGUAUCUCAGCCUCUACGAUGGACAAGCAGCGGCCCACGCAGGACCCCAUCAACACGCUCAUCAUAAAGCUCCUGCAGGCUGACAUCAGCCGCAGCCGACAGAAACAGGACGAUGCGCUUCCUUCCUCCACCUUAAACACGCCGGCAGUGACCGACUAUAAGGAGAAAGUCAGCGACCUGCCCGUGACGGACAUCUCGGCGGAGCUUCUGCGUCAGCACAAACGUUACAACUCGCCUCGCGUGCUCCUCAGCGACCGACCUCCGCUGCAGCCGCCACCGCUCUACCUCAUGAACGACUUUGUCAGCAACCAGGAUGGCAGCGGCGCCAACAAGACGCGGCAGAAGCGCAACACUGAGCACAAGAGCUACAGGGGUGAGUUUUCGGUGUGUGACAGCAUCAGCCAGUGGGUGACAAACAGGAAAACGGCUGUGGACGUUCAUGGACGAGUGGUCACGAUUUUGGAGUCCUUCAAUGCGGGACGCACAAAUAUCAAUCAGUACUUUUAUGAGACGGAAUGUGACACAGUCAAGUCCCAAAAGGGCAGCUGUCGUGGUAUUGACGGGAAGCACUGGAACUCGCAGUGCAAAACCUCGCAAACUUUUGUGCGCGCUCUCACGCAGUAUGAGUCGUCGGUGGGAUGGCGCUGGAUACGGAUAAACACCUCGUGCGUCUGCGCGCUCUCGCGCAAACACCGCAGGACGUGAAAAACUGCAGCGACUUCCUAACUGUCUUUCUUAUGUUCCCUGAGGGGGCUGUAAAUAUAUAAAUUAUUAUUUAAGUUAUAUGGAAUGCAUAUAGUUUAUACAUGUCUAUGUAUAAUGUAUGAAUAUACUUGUAAUUUAUUUAAGUUGUUUGCAAAGAAAAAUUAAAAAAAAAAACAGACUUAAGAUAACAUGCAAUGCCACUAAGCUACAGGAGCAUUGCAUGCUGAAUUGUGCCUUGCUCACGUAUCAGAGUCAGAGGACAUGUCACUCCACUAGACCUGGACCUUGGGAACAGUUGCAAUGGAAAAUCACUCAAUAUCAUAUUAACUUCAGUAUUGUUCAUGAAAACCAGUUUUUCUACCAAAACAGGCUGCCAGUAUAUCCUCUUUGUGUCUGGGAAAACGAGUGGGAUGUUGUCGUAUUUUGUAUGGAAAUGUGUAAACAUACAGUAUAUGUGUAUCGAAACUGCAUGAAAUACCUAAGAAAUAUAUAUUUUUCUAAGCACUCCUGUUAGUGGUUUAUAGAUGCAGAGACUUGUGCAGAAAGUCAAUCCUAGCAGAACAUACGGACCAAAAAGUGACAGUUUAGUGUUCCACAAAUUCAAUCUGGGCAGUAUUUUGAUUCUAGACGGCCUUCUGAAAGAUCAUUUUAGAAAUCACCCUUUAGCGCACGACAAAGUGGGAAUGAAAGCAGCCAGGUAUUAACAGUUUCAGGCUCCAAUGAUGAAACUGUAUAGCUCAGUAGCCCUGAAGAAGCUCCUCAGCAGAUGGAAGAGCAAAGACUCCUCCCACUAGCCAUGCCCUUCUCUGAAGCCCCACCCACCUCACCAGAAAUAAGCUUACUGCACUUUUAGCCUCUUUCUGAUCACCUGCUAUGAUCAGUAGCAACUUGACCACCUUAAAGAGCGAAGCCAGCACGCAUAAGAGCAGCAUGUAAACAAAAUGGGCCGUUGCUAAUGACACUGUAGUCUUACACAGAGGUAAAGCUGCCUUAAGACGAUGUACAUACAUGCAGAGCUGGGAUUUGGACACGUAAUCUCCCUCUUAAGAGGGUUUCCCUAUUGUCAGACUCAUCUUCGGAGAUAAGCAUUUCGCCGGUGUGCUGCAGCUAAAAAAAGGCCUGCUGUGUUUUCCCGCUGUGUAUUUAUAUAUAAGGAGACUUGCUCAGUCGCUAGUCAUGAGACAGGUGAAGAGAUUUCAGUAAGAUUUGCGAUAUGCAAUGACUUUGUGUCAGUCUCUUUAAUGAAUUAAUAUUUUUGGUAGUUCUUCACAAGACAACACACUUCUCAGCAAAGCAUAUCAGACGGUCAUUUGAAGAGCAUUUUAAAAGGCCAGGCAGCUGCGGCUCAGCUUUUGUUCAGGCUUAUCUUUGAGACGCAUGACCCAGGUCACCUCUGAUUGGACAAAAAGAGCACACAAAAAUCUAAAAUUGAUCACCUACAUAUCAUAUUUACUUCUGUACCUGCAUUUAAAACUAGCAGGAUAAGCCAGGAUGAGGUCCAAACCCAUUACUACAUCAAGUGAAGUGCCAAGACUUCGUCCUCCAAGGUCCGAACAUAAAGCUUUAUUAGCAUGAAAUCGUAUUUUAAUGUGGCUAUAAAAAGAUCAGUAUAAAAAUUGUUUUAUUGCUUUUUAAUGCUUCACGGGUUGUUGGAUAAAGGCACUUUUAAACAAGCAAAAGUUUUCUUUUUUUGUGGCUGAUGAGACUUGGAUGUAAGGUUUUAAAACACUGAAACAAUGUGUUGGCUCAGAUUUGAAAAAGAACCACAGACCACCAAGGAUACAACACACCUUUUUUAAUCUCUGAUUACAUCCCGCUUCACUACGGCCCUCUGCGGAAAAACAGGAUAAAAGUUGAACACAGGAACUCCAUUUUCCAAGGAUGCUGUUGGGAAUUGGCCCACACAGUUGUCCAAAUGCAUUGCCUUUCCUGUAACACACAUUAUUACACUGGAACAUGAGGAUCCCUAAAUGAUUUUGACUUCUUGGAUGACAUUGGCUGAAACGUUCCCAUGUAUUUUACGCUGUCUUGAAAAUGCUGGUGUCAUGCAUACUGUGUAGGAUUCUUGCUGCUUUAAACCGUUACAACUGACCUUAUAAUGGACCAAUGGCCAUUGCUGAAACCCAAGGACAACGACUCUUUUAUGCUGAAAUAUAACUGUGCCAAAACACACCAAACUCUAUUUAAGGACUACAUGCUUCUUAUUAAUAUUCAGACAUGAAAAUGAUCUCCGGUAUGUCAAAAAAAGAGAAAAUUGCAAGACAAAUCCCUAUUUUAGUAAAGAAAAAAAGACUUGUUUGCUUGAUGGUCGUUGUUUAGUGAAGUAGUUUGUUUUGGCUGUACCCAUAACCCAUUGUUUGUAUUUUUUUUUUGAAAGAAAGACUUUCCCAUAAUGGCAAUGUUUUUCGUAAUUUCUUUCUCGUGCUGAUACUUGAAGGAGCGCUGUUUAUCUGGCCUACAACAUCCUCCUCAUUUCGCUGCAAGGGCAGUCUGUGUGAGAUUUGU
Messenger RNA from Labeo rohita (rohu), 3488 nucleotides. RefSeq names its product neurotrophin 3 (gene ntf3). The transcript is spliced from 2 exons. The record is from RefSeq and is a predicted model, not a curated record. Gene Ontology annotation, biological process: nerve growth factor signaling pathway; positive regulation of peptidyl-serine phosphorylation; cell surface receptor protein tyrosine kinase signaling pathway. Gene Ontology annotation, molecular function: growth factor activity; nerve growth factor receptor binding. The coding region runs from base 198 to 983 and encodes 261 amino acids. NCBI's taxonomy places the organism in Eukaryota, Metazoa, Chordata, Actinopteri, Cypriniformes, Cyprinidae.